This is a messenger RNA of Girardinichthys multiradiatus, 2427 nucleotides long. RefSeq names its product butyrophilin subfamily 1 member A1-like. The record is from RefSeq and is a predicted model, not a curated record. Bases 106 to 1431 code for a protein of 441 amino acids. The transcript has 6 exons. Lineage: Eukaryota; Metazoa; Chordata; Actinopteri; Cyprinodontiformes; Goodeidae.
CGACGUGACUUGCCCGUAUUUGGGUGUCAGCCAGAUGCAGCAGCGCACUACAUAGCGUCGACUGACCGCCUAAGUGUGCAGGAUCGGGUGGCCAGACAAGAAAUCAUGAAAGUUCUCCAGGUUUUCCGAAGGAUUGUUUGCGUUUUUUUGGACUUUAUGUUUAAAGGCGGCUCGAUCUGUUCCUGGGCCGCAUCUGCUCAGCUCCUUUUCCUGGUUGCGUUCCUGUCAGGGUUAAUCUCGGCAGAUAUUUUACCGCAGACAAUAACAGCCUAUGUCAAUGAAACGGUCACGCUGCCCUGUAGCAUCCCUGUUGACGAGGAACUCCCCACGGUGGAGUGGUCCAAAGAGGGAUUAUCUCAAAACAUCACCAUACUGUAUCGGGAUGGCUGCGAGACGUUUGGGAUGAAGAAUUCAGCUUUUCGCUACAGGACAAAUCUCGUUCUUGACAAACUGAAAGAUGGCAACAUCUCCCAGAUCAUUUACAAUCUGAGGCUGUCUGAUCGGGGCAGGUACCAGUGCAGGACCCUCAGGGGGAGGCAGUGGCAGGUUCACGCGAUGCUGGAGCUUAAAGUGGUUGCUGUUUCUGAGCCAAAGCUCGCAGUUGUUCCCACCACUGGUGGGGAUGGAGUGACCCUGGAGUGUAAGGCAGUGUGUUGGUUCCCGGAGCCUGAAGUAACGUUUCAGGAUGACAAAGGGAAGGAGAUUAAGGCAAACAAUCCAACAAGAGUUUCUCACCCAACAGAAUGUUUGACUGUUACCAGGAAGGCCAAUUUGCAGACUCCCAUCAACAGAGUUAUCUGCAGAGUCCAUGAGACAGACAUGAAUCAGACCAGGAAAACAGAGAUUUACAUCCCAGAUCACUGGAUGAGGUCCUGCGCACACACUGCAACUAUCACUGGAGUCAUAAUUUUCUUAUUGACAAGUUUCGUUUCCUUUGGAAUCUGUUUCUUUAUACAGAAGAAAUCUUGCAUGAGGAGACAAAACUGUCUGUCAAGAAGCGGAGAUCUGGAUGAAGAUGAUCUUGAAGCAGAUUUAGAAAAAAAAGAUGAAAAACUGAGUUCAGUCAUUUCUAAGGAAGAUGAGAAAAUCCAAAACUCAAGUGUAGACAAAGAAAAGCUCAAAUCUAAACAAAAUGGUACCUUACAGGAAGAUCAGCACGUCCAUGACUCCAGUACCUCACUAAGUGGCACAGAACAAGCAACCCAAAACUCCAGUUGCAACAGCUCAACCGGAUCAGCCACGUCCAAGAUGAAAUAUUCUGGUCCGGUUGUUUCAAGACAAGACGAAGCCCUCGGUCCACACAGUCCUAAAAGUACUUCUUCUUCCACAUUCAAGGGACCUAAUCUGCUCGCGGCUCCUAGUUUUCACAGAUCUUUAAGUUACCGAUCAAAUGCAAGUGAGGAAUCAGAGUCCUUGUUAGAGAAACCGUGAAUAACUAAGAUGUGGAAAGGAAGGGAUAUAAGUAUACAAAACGGUUAUUGAAAACCAGCUGUUUAAAGAUUUGUGCUUUUCUUUUAGUUUUCUUAUCCUCAGGUUCCAGUCUGCAAAGUUCACAACCUUCUCAGAACACUCUAGAUUGUUCUAGUUCCAGUGAGUAGGAGGAAAAAAUCAAAUAUUAUAUUAUAUUAUAUUAUAUUAUAUUAUAUUAAGAAGGUAUACCACACUGUGAAAUCAUGUAUUUUUCAACUAUAGUAGUUUAGUAAACCUAGUGCAAUAAUUGGUAAUUAUUUUUUGUCGUGAAUUUUAGAAUUGUGUAAGAGCUUUUGUUUAAACUAGGAUGUGGCCUACGUAACUAACGUGGUGAUAAUAAGUGACUCAUUAGAUUCCUAAUGAUUGUUGACACGAUUUGACGUUAUUUUUUUAGCAAGGAUGUGUACAAGUCAGCAAGUAAAGGACAUGAGAAACAUGCAUACUUUCAUAUUUUUGUGCAUUAUCAUAGUAAAAACAUUUCUCAGGGGUUUUAUAUAAAGGGCUGUUUAAAUACUAGGGUUUUACUUCUCUGAACAUUAUGAAAAUAUUCAGAUCUGUGUGUAUGCAUCUGUUUCUGCAGACUAUAUUAUUUUUUAAAUACUUUGUACAUAUCCUUAUUUAAAUAUUGUCUGUUACAUCACGUUUUAUAACUUAAAUGAAAAGAAAUCUGAUUUUCAUAGUAUUUAUUUACAAAAUACACACAGAUGUGCGUGUAUAUAUGUAUAUUUAUAUAUAUAUGUGUGUGUAUAUACACAUAUAUUUGUAUUUUGACUACAGUGCCUUACUUUCCAAGUAUACAUUUCUAUGAUGUCUUUAUGCAGAGCAUUAGUCCUCAUUCUUUUGUUAAACAGAUGUUAUUCCACUCAUGAUUAUUCGUCAGUGUUCCCACUCACAUAGUAUUAUUUAAUAAAAUGUAGUUCUGAAUCUGACUGCACUGUUCAAUGGUUACAAUUAAUU